AUGCUCGCCCCUUUCCUGUUCGUGCUUGGUGCCGUGCCAUUGACAUUGGGACUUUCGUCAAUCAGAUCUUCAGCUUCAAAUGGCCAAGAAGAAGAUGAAUGCGCCGUGAUAUCUAAGCGCGUAUCAUGGCGAAACCUUACGUCGACGGAAAAGUCGGACUACCUGAAGGCAGACCAGUGUCUAAUAUCGUCUCCCCCAAGAUCCGGCAUAGUUGGAGCGAAGAAUAGGUGGGACGAGCUGCAAUAUAUCCACAUCGCUCAAACCGAUUAUGUUCAUGGUGUCGGUGCAUUCCUGCCUUUCCACCGAUACUUCAUGAAGGUGCACGAACAUGUCAUUAGGACGGAGUGCAACUACACCGGACCUCUGCCGUACUGGGAUGAACCAGCCGACAUUGGAAACAUUAUCGGAUCUCCCCUUUUCGACGUCGAAACAGGAUUUGGAGGUAACGGCACGGGAGCCGGCAACUGUGUUGCCGAUGGGCCAUUUGCCAAUCUUACCCUACGGUUCCAGGCCGACCUAUCGAUCGACGAGUACUGCCUUUCGCGAUACCUUAACGACCGUGCGCUCUCAAUGGCGACGAAAGAAAAUGUUGACAAGUGUCUUGAAAGAGAGACGUACGUAGAAGCAUGGAAUUGCCUGGAGGGGCUUCCUCAUGGGGCUGGACAUGGUGCUGUGAUGGGCACCAUGAUCAACCCCUUUACGUCGCCUGGUGAUCCUAUCUUCUAUCUUCACCAUGGGUAUUUGGAUAAGUUAUGGUGGGAUUGGCAAUCGCGAAAUUUGACGACGCGGUUGACUGAAAUAGGAGGCAAUAAUACGGCAAGAGGCCCUGGCUUUGGCUUUGGUCCCGGCUUCGGCGGCGCUCCGGGCGGGGGUCCGGGUGCUGGCUUCCCCGGCGGAAAUCCGUUCGGUGGUAACGGCAGCUUUCCAUUCCCCGGAUUCCCUCCAUCGAAUGGUUCGAAUCCGUUUCCAUUCCCCAUUGGGAACAAGACGGUCAAUAAGGCGUUUACUGACUACUUCAACGACGGCGGGAAUGUUACGACGCUGAACCAUACUCUGUGGUCGGCUGGUGUCAUGGACAAUGCUACGAUAGCGGAUGUCAUGAAUCCAAGUGGGAAAUUUAUGUGCACUGAAUAUCUAUAG
Molecule: messenger RNA, 1140 nt
Organism: Annulohypoxylon maeteangense
Lineage: Eukaryota; Fungi; Ascomycota; Sordariomycetes; Xylariales; Hypoxylaceae
Product: Di-copper centre-containing protein
Exons: 5
Coding region: 1-1140 (379 amino acids)
Molecular function (GO): oxidoreductase activity
Source: RefSeq, a predicted model, not a curated record